UCAAAGCGGGGCCCGAGAGACUGAAAAACAGCUUCUAUCUCAAGGCCAUCAGACUGUUAAACAGCCAUCGCUAACAUUGAGUGGCUGCUGCCAACAUACUGACUCAACUCCAGCCACUUUAAUAAUGGGAAAUUGAUGUAAUAAAUUUACCACUAGCAACUAUAUAUUAUUUAAUGUUUACUUACCCUACAUUACUCAUCUCAUAUGUAUAUACUGUACGCUAUACCAUCUACUGCAUCUUGCCAUCUUGAUGUAAUUAAAUGUAUCACUAGCCACUUUAAACAAUGCCACUUUAUAUAACGUUCUCAUACCCUACAUUACUCAUCUCAUAUGUAUAUACUGUACGCUAUACCAUCUACUGCAUCUUGCCAUCUUGAUGUAAUGUAUCACGCCACUUUAAACAAUGCCGCUUUAUAUGUUUUCAUACCCUAUAUUACUCAUCUCAUAUGUAUAUACUGUACUCUAUACCAUCUACUGCAUCUUGCCUAUGCCGUUUGGCCAUCACUCAUUUAUAUAUCUUUAUGUACAUAUUCGUAUUCAUUCCUUUACACUUUUGUGUAUAAGGUAGUUGUUGUGAAAUUGUUAGGUUAUAUUACUUGUUAGAUAUUACUGCAUGGUCGGAACUAGAAGCACAAGCAUUUCGCUACACUUGCAUUAACACCUGCUAACCAUGUGUAUGUGACAUACAUUUGAUUUGAUUUUGUGUAGGCCUAAUAACAAUAGCAGAAUAUCAUUACAAUAAACGUAGGUGUUUGGAUGAAUGUGCGCGGGUUGCCUUAAGGAGCACCUUUUGAAAGGCUGCUAGUUCAAUCUUCUCGGCGUAACAGUUGGGAUAAAGAGAAAAAUCAGUACAGAGUACAACGCAUUUCCAAGCUCCCCAUUGGCUUAAUCUAGUCAUGCUGUCAGACCCUAGUGCAGCUGUAAACAAGUGGUCGAAUCUGCUGGCUACACUUGAAUACAACACUUGCACUGGUCACUCACACCAGCAUGCUGUUACAUUAGCCAAUUAGCAUGUCAUGUCAAGGUGACUUCCAGGUGGUAACCAAUACUACAAGUUAUUUCUACCUCGCCCAUCGAAAUAAGCACUUUAUUUUACAAGUUUUAACUAGCGCCAUGCUAUUGUUUCCAGCAUAAAUUAGCUAGCUGGGAAUGGCUCAGGACAACUGACUAAACCUAAUCCAUUCGUCUCCACUCGACUCUCAGCUGCGCGACACACGUCAUCAAUUUGGGCACCAGGCGUGUCCGUAUAGCCUCUCCCAGAUUUCUACCUGAUUUGACUUUUCGUAGCAGAUUAGAAGAAUUAGGUUAAGGUUAGGAAAAUAGUUAUGGUUACAAAAUCUGCAUCCAUCUAGUCGUAACCUACUACCUGGGCCACUGGCUGCGAUACGACACGGGCGUGGCCACGUAACCCCACCCAUAAAUCUCUCUCUGAGCGGGUGCUUAUAUGCUUGUUCUGUUUGUGUUUGCGCAGUGAAGCGAGGAGGUGACAGAAAACAGUGCGGGGUUGCUAGGAUUUUUGUUUAGUUCGAUAUGUAGCUUAGUAGUAGUCAGCCAACCCAACAGACAGUCUCGACUCGAUUAAACAGGGGUAAAUUCAACACAGCGCUCGAGUCAAAGCAAACUCAAAGCCGGAGCCUGCCGGGUUAUUUACGGGAUGAAAUAAGUCACCUCGCCACCAUCGGGAGGUGGGAGUGUUGGGGUCGCCGGCGGUGUAUCGCGAACGGGGUUGCGAGACUGACGGGCGGUCAGCCUGGUCCAACUUUGCCGAACGAACAAAGCCGCCAAAUUCACUGACUGGGUCCCCGGGAGCAAGCAGCAGGGAGAUCAAUCAACAUGGUCAAGUCUUUCUUCCCGCUGAAGAAACUGAGACGGAGUGGGAAACAUCUGCUGUUCAUAGUUCUGCUGAUGCUGGGAGCUUUCGCUGUCUACCACGAGUUUGUUGCUACUAAGGCGUGGAGGAGCACCAAAAGCCGUUUCAGUCUUGCCAGUGAGGAUAGCCUCGGGAGAAUUCCUACCCAAGAGAGAUUGUUUGGAGGUGAUGCGAGUGAGGAUUCAGAAGCCUGGCGUUCCAGCUACACCCCACAGCCCUGGAGGCCAGAGUAUAAGGGACAGGCUAAUCUCCAUACCUUUGAGGACUGGUGUGGCAGCUCUACAGCUCAGCUUCGCAUGAACCUGCAUUACCCUCUUUACCCACACUCCAGAACCACAGUAAAGAAGCUGGCUGUUUCUCCCAGGUGGAUGAACUACGGCCUCAGGAUAUUUGGCUAUCUCCACCCCUAUACCGACGGUGAGUUUGUGUUUGCGGUGAGCUCUGAUGAUAACUCUGAGUUCUGGCUGAGCCGGGAUAACUCUCCACUCAACCUGCAGCUACUGGCCUGGAUUGGCAAGACUGGCAUGGAGUGGACUGCUCCUGGUGAGUUUGGGAAGUAUGCCAGUCAGACAUCCAGACCGGUUAGGCUGUCAGUUCAAAGGAGGUACUUUUUUGAGAUAGUCCAUAAACAGAACGACAGAGGAACAGACCACAUUGAGGUGGCGUGGCAGCUGAACCAGGAGGGUCUAAGGUUUACAGUCAUCAGCUCCAAGUACAUAUCCCUCUACAGCAAUGAGUCUGCUCUGAGGAUGAGUGACAUCACUCAUGUACCCCAAACGGCUGCUAGUCACACCCGCUCGCCUAGCAACCAGCCCGACAACCAACUGAGCAACCAGCCUGCAGCCGACAUGCUGAGAGUCGACCCACGCGACACCCUAUACCAGAUCCCUGCCUUAGACAGUAGGUUCCUACAAGGCGUGUUACCUGACUGCACCUAUAAACCCAGCUACAUCAUCAAAGGUUUCCCUCUGCUGCGAUACCAAGGCCUGCAAUUUGUCCACAUGUCCUACAUCUAUCCCAACGACUACACGCGGCUCACACACAUGGAGACAGACAACACCUGCUUCUACCACGACAGUCCCCUAUACCUGGACAGGUAUGGCUUUUCCAGGUACAUGAGGCUGGAUGAGCCAGAGGGGCAGGAGGGAGAGAGCCGAGGUAGAGUUGAUGGCAUCUUGAGGAGGAGAAAGGCUGUCUCAGAGGAGGGGUUAGAUGGCGAGGCUCCUCCAAAUGUGGGAGGGGCAAGUAAGAAAGACCCCGCACCUCCUGACUAUGGAGACGACUAUGACGAUUACGCUCAGAGACGACGACGCAAACUCUUCUCCCUGUCAGAGGCCGACAGGGCACCUACACACACAAACAUGUCUGAUACUGUCACAUACAAGAAGAGGAGAGAAACAAAUGCAGCAGCUGUAAUAGAGCAACAAGCUGUAGUCCAGACCAGAGCAACAGAACAGGAUGGGUUGGAGAUCCCCCCUGGUCCUGGGUCACAUACAUCACUACAGAAUACACCAGCAGAACAGCUGAGACUAGCAGAAAGACCAGCAGACAGACCAGCAGAACAGCUCAGACCUGUGAAGUCCAGAGCAGGGGAACAGAAACCAGGAGGGACGCCAGCAGACCGAAAACAACCCAGACCAAGAGAGAGACCAGCAGAACAGAACUCAGCCGGCUUAAAGAUUUUACCCGCACCACAAAAACUAGAUCAGAACCUGUCAGUAGAGGGAGAUGGACCAGAAGUUCGGCUUCCCCAGCUGCAAGGGAGGCACCGGCGUGUUCAACGGCCUGGUCCGAGGGGUUGGGGUAACGCAACACCCAAUCCCCUGAAGCACCUCCCACCUCCCACUGUCUCUAAUUGGUCCAUCAGGGUCGGUCGAGGGCGGAGACUUGUUAACCGUACACUGGAGCUGUGGUCAGCGGUUGCCAAACAGUCGACCACACGACUGCCUGAGGUUAAACCACCGCUAAUUAAGUUGAACCACAAAGCAACUGUGACUAGGAAGAGAGUCCAGGUCCUAGAGACAGAUAUCAUCCUCCGAGCACAACCACAGAUAAAGUCACGACCGCAACCUGACUAUGACAACACACUCCACGGGGAUCUGCCCCCUGGUGUGGUCAGAGGGAUGGACCGUCUGGUUGAAGGGGUUGACAGAGGGGGAGGUGGUGAGAGAGAGGGGGAGGAGGUGGGUGUGAGUGAGUCUUUAUGGGGUCUUGAGGGAGACUCUGAAGAGGUGGAGGGCUUGUCUUAUGACUCCACCCCUCGAACAGUGUUUGACCCUGAGGUGAACUGGGCUCAGACAUUCCAGGUGACCCCUUUAGACCUCCAAGCGAUGCGCUCUGAUUGGAUAGACCUCCGCUGUAACGUGUCUGGUAACCUGCUGCUCCGCCCUAGAGACGCUCUGCCUAUCGUCAAGGCCUUCAUGAACAAACUCAACCACAGACACCAUGGGCGUUUCAGCCUGGUGCGUGUGCUGAACGUUGAGAGGAGAGUGGAUGGAGCUCAGGGCAGCAGGUACUUCCUGGAGCUGGAGCUGAGGGAUGUGAAUGGCCAACACCUUCGCCUGUCACACUACAUCUAUGCUCUGAUUCGCCACAGACUAUCUCGCCCCCGGGGACUCCCGCCGCUUCGCCCCGCCCCUGAGAUGUUGCUAUGCAACCCUGUCGGUUUUCACUGGAACCCAACUGCCACUGUCCACUUCAUAGUACCAGUAAAGAACCAGGCCCGCUGGGUGCAGCAACUGAUAGUUGACAUGGAGGGUCUGUACAAGACCACUGGAGACCCCAACUUCAACCUCAUCAUCACCGACUACAACAGCACUGACAUGGACAUAGAGACAACACUAAAGACAUCCACCCUGCACAGGUACCAAUACUUGAAGCUGAGUGGGAACUUUGAGCGUUCUGCUGGUCUACAGGCCGGCAUCGACCUCAUCACUAAUGAGCACAGUAUAGUGUUUCUGUGUGACCUCCACAUCCACUUCCCCCCCUCCAUCAUCGACUCAGUCAGGAAACACUGUGUGGAGGGACACAUGGCCUUCGCUCCUAUCGUCAUGAGACUGGACUGUGGGGCUACGCCCAGGGAGCCCAGAGGUUACUGGGAAGUGAAUGGGUUUGGUCUGCUGGGGAUUUAUAAGUCUGACUUGGAUGCUGCAGGAGGCAUGAACACACAUGACUUCACUGACCGCUGGGGAGGAGAGGACUGGGAGCUGCUGGACAGGAUUCUGCAGUCGGGUCUGGAGGUGGAGCGUAUCUACAUGAGGAACUUCCUGCAUCACUACCACUCUAAGCGUGGCAUGUGGAACAGACGCACCCAACGCAGCGGCACGUAACCCACAACACCACAGCCAAAACGUUCAGCGAUGCAGCCGUAGCCACGACGACGCAUCCGUGGGUGCAAGGAAACUGCCACACUUUAACGUCCCCAUUCCUCGCUUCAGCCAUUUACAGCUGUCGACCGGUUAACGAGAGGGCAGGACAGAGGGGAUUCCUGACACCAUUGGGUGAUAUCCCCUGUCACUCAAAAGGUUUGAGGGUGUGGUGAUGAUGAACACAACAUGGUACUGAUUGUCCUGGAAAAAGACACAACUAGAGCAGAGGUACUCAAAUCUGAACAUGUAGGUCUGCAGACUGGUUGGCCAGUCACUCACCAAGUGUCCCAGGUCUGAAUCAUGUUUAUUGUCAUGAUUCUUGCCCUGGAGGCAGAACUGAGCUGUUUCUGCAAGAUGGGCCCAGCAGCCAAGUCAAAGUUGUCUGUAUCUUAAAAAUUCACGAUUUUUGGUCUUAAUUUAAGGUUUGGGUAAGCAGUGUGGUUGGGGUUUCAAAACAGAUUUUAUGACCACUGCUAAGCUGCCUCCAGGGCAAGACUAAUGACAAUAAAUAACAACCUGUGUCCGAAUCAGUCCCGAAUCAGACUUCAAGAACUGGAUUUGAGAAAAGGUGGACAAAACACUACUGGGUACUCUAUUUAAACAUGAUACUACUGAUUUACUGUAUUUUAACAACACACUACCGAGGAUCCUGUUCUAAGGAGAUACUGUUGUAGUAAAAAUGUAAACCUUUUCCACACAGUGUGGAUAUUUUCCUUUGGCUAGACAAUGACAGAUGUCUUUGGUAGCGUGAGGAGACUAAGAAGAAAAGUGGGAGCAGUGAUGAUCUGCUCUGGUCACUGGUACUGAUGAACUAGUCUGGACAAUCCUGGGCUGCCUAACCAAAGACAGAGACGAUACACACCUACACACACAUCAUUUUAAACAUCAUGGAUCAUACAGCAUUUGUAUGUAAUCAGGGUCCAGCUUAUUUAUUGACAAUGACAAAAUGCACCAAUGUUACUGUAUCACUGUGAUUGUAAUUUUUUGGUUUAAAACAUUGUUUUAUUAAUAUAAUGAAUUAAGACGUGAAAAGGGGGAUCACUUCUGAUUCAUGCAAGUUUACUGUACUGGAUGGGGAUAUUUCCUUUAAUAUGCGAUGUGCAUUAUGAAGCCUGCUGUAUUCACGAGUGCCUGCUCCAUAGCUCUGCUACUAGAGCUCUACUACAUAUUACUGACUCUUGGAUGUCACAUUGUGCCUAUUGCAUGUAUCCUUCGGGAACGCUGUCUAUAAUUUUCUAAUUAUACUUAAGAGGAUCCCGCAACCAACCCCUUGAGCAAGUUAACAAUUCUUUUAAUGUUACUCCGUGCCUUCUCUACAGCUCCGGCGAAGCUGGGGGUUCAGUUGACACAACUAGAAAACUUUUGAAAUGGGGAAAUACUACCUGAACUUGUCAGUUAAAGCCCCCAUGUAGUCUUUUACAUUAGAUAUUUAAAUCAUCACUAUGUCUAAUAAAUCACUGUUUAUUUCAUGAAAAUAA
Messenger RNA from Salvelinus fontinalis (brook trout), 6716 nucleotides. RefSeq names its product beta-1,4-N-acetyl-galactosaminyl transferase 3b (gene b4galnt3b). Lineage: Eukaryota; Metazoa; Chordata; Actinopteri; Salmoniformes; Salmonidae. Gene Ontology annotation, molecular function: acetylgalactosaminyltransferase activity. The coding region runs from base 1834 to 5199 and encodes 1121 amino acids. The transcript is spliced from 20 exons. Gene Ontology annotation, cellular component: Golgi cisterna membrane. The record is from RefSeq and is a predicted model, not a curated record.